Messenger RNA from Acanthoscelides obtectus, 2497 nucleotides. NCBI's taxonomy places the organism in Eukaryota, Metazoa, Arthropoda, Insecta, Coleoptera, Chrysomelidae. The record is from the annotation of a GenBank genome assembly.
AGAGCAUCCUUCAAAAGUCAACUGUCAAAAAUUGUCAUGUCUGAAGAGAAAUGCGUAUGAUUUUUUUGCUGAAAUUGGAAAAUCGGAUAAUCGGGUUUUCUCUGGAGAAGGAGCAAUACAAAAACCUGUUUUUGUGAUACACAUCAGCUUCAGAUGUAGUUUAGUAACUGUCGAACAAAUAUACAAGAGAUCAACUAUGUAAAAGUGUCAAUUUCUGAAGUUGGAUAUAUCAACAAAUAAAAUGUUUGAGAAAAACUCCAGAUUUCCAGAGCCUGAACAAAUAGCAAAUAAGCACAGCUGAUCUAUUUUUAUCAGUUGAUUCAUCAACGAUCUCGUACCGAACAAAUGAAAUGAUGGAAUCUAUUUUUCAUGAAAAGCAAGAGGGAUCCCUUUGUGCUCAGCACUGCCUCAACUCUCUCCUGCAGGGUCCUUAUUUCACAGCUGUUGACCUCAGUACCUUAGCUCAGAAGUUGGAUGAUGAAGAACGUCAGAGGAUGGCUGAAUCUGGCGAAGAAAGUGAGGAAUACCAAAAAUUUUUACAGCAACCUUCUGGAAAUAUGGAUGAUAGUGGAUAUUUCUCAGUACAGGUGAUAAGCAGUGCUCUACAAGUAUGGGGCUUAGAACUGGUGCCUUACGGUAGCGAAGACGAACGAAUAAAAACGGACGAUCCUUCGAAUAUGAAAGCGUUCAUCUGUAACUACAAAGACCACUGGCUUACUAUUCGUAAAAUCGGAAAUCAGUGGUUCAAUUUAAAUUCCUUACUGCCAAGACCUGAACUAAUAUCAAACACCUACCUAGUACUAUAUCUCGCCCAGCUGAGGAAUGAGGGAUAUUCGAUAUUCGUGGUGUUUGGGGAAUUACCGGAGUGUACAGCAGAUGAAUUAUUGAGGCACAACCCAGUAACAAUGGUUACAUCAAGGCCAGCAUAUCGUUCAACAAUAUCUAAUGAGAGUGAUCCUGACAUCCAGGCAGCUCUACAGAUGAGCUUGAAAGCUGACGGUCCAUCAACAUCUUUCCCACCUUCUUCAGAAGAGGACGAUUUGCAGAAAGCGAUGAGGUUGAGCAUGGAAAAUUUUAACAGUAGUCCCGAAGAGGACGACGAAGAAUCAUUACUAAAAAAAGCAAUUAAUAUGAGCUUGCAAUGUUAAUAAUUAUAAAUUUUAGAUCUGUUGUACAUUGUAUAUAUGUUUAUUUUACAGAUAUUUGAGGUAUGAAUAUUUUUACUAAUUCGUUGGAAAACAUAAAGAGAUUUGGAACAAAUGGCGCAUUUCACUUGUCGUCGUGCAGUAUACUGGGUAUCCAAUAAGUACCACGACAAACUUAAGGAGAAGGUAGGCUUUGGGCUGACCUCCCAAAAACAAAAAGGUGGCACCGUUUUUGAGAUAUUGAAAUUUUUCUUAAAUUUAAAAAAACGAACGUUGGUAAUGUUAUGUCGUCUUUUGAAUCGUUCUAACCAGCUUCAACUAAAUUUAGGUUCUUCACUCAGUUCUGCAUAUUUCAAUAACCUCGUUCCAAGGGCUUCAGCCUUCGAUUGCGUUAUAGCACCACUUAAGGUUACUUUUUCAUUUCUCUGUUGAGAAAACCAUUUUAGAAGUCCCUGAUCAACUUUAUAAUUCGUGGGCUUUUUAAUUUUCUUCACAUUUAUGUUUUGGACUUUCUCAGUAUUUUGUCUUUAUUUUUCCAAAUUGUACCACCUGUAAUUAAAAUGAAAAAUUGGAAAUCAAAUUCAUAUCUCAGAGUGCUUAUUUAUGUAUGUUUAGGACAUGCUAUUUGCAGUACUCACCGUUGAUUUACUUAAUCCCAUUUCAGAACAAACUUCACUUUGCUUCACACCUCAUUGCAAUCUUUCGACGAUAUCGUAUUUACUAUUUAAAGUAAGAGCUUUACGUGUUUUCUUAGAAAUUGCGUCACCCAUGAUUUUAAGAGUGCAGGACACUGAAUACAACGAAUAAAGAAGGUAACAGACUAAAUGGCAGAUGCUGACGAUUGCUCAUACCCCACCACCCGGUCGGAAGAUAUCGGUUACCUAAUUCUGGUAAAAUCCAGUUUUACGGUCGUUAUAACCGAAAAUUUUUACAAAUAUAUCAAACAUUUAGGUUCGUUUUAUCAGGUUCGUUAUAUGCGAGAAACAUAGCACACCUUUAAUAUAAUUUCAGUCGGUUCGUCAUAAACGGAAGUUCGCAAUAAACGGGUUUGUAUAUGAUAAAGCAACUAUCUAGAAGUAUUUUAUAGGAAAAAUGAACAAAAUAUAACAUGCAGCUGAAGACCACAGAUGAAAAGGUUCGUUUUUAUAAAAUUUAAGAAAAAAUUCAAUAUCUCUAAAACGGUGACACUUUUAUAUAGGUUUUUGUUAUUUGGGAGAUCAGUCCAAAGCCUACUUUCUCCUUAAGUUUGUCGUGAUACUUAUUGGACACCCUGUAUAAAAAUUCUACCUCACUAUGCUGUUGCUAAUCAGUGAUACUAUUUAUUUGUAAUUUUAUAAAUACUUGACAAAAUG